AUGUCUGAGCAGGAUGAGCUACCACGUUGGCUACUUUACUCGCUUAUCUCAUCACUAUUGUGUGUGUGUGGAGCUCUAUGCGUUCCGCUAAUAUCAUAUGCCUUCAGGAAUAGCGCAAAUACGAAAUUGGUCAAUUAUGGUUUAUCAUUGAGCGCAGGUUCCAUGAUGACCACUGCCCUUUACAAGAUGUUGCCCCCUUCGGAUCCGGAUGAGGAUAAUGGACCUACAAUCUUCUUCGGAGUACUCAUCGGUAUGUGUCUGAGCUUGUUUCUCAAUUACUUGCUCCAUGCCCGUGCGAGCGAAUCGCUUGUUCACUGUGCUCACGAUUCCGAACCUCAUCAGGAAUCACAAAGACAUAGCUCACACACACACCAAGCUGCCGACGAAGAUCAAGGCCCGGUGGUGUUAGACCCUCACCCUGAUUCAGAGCAUAUAGCAGAACAAACUGCAGCAGCGCUGGAUGUGGUUGGAGAACAAACUGCACUUCUAAGAGGAAGCAAGUCGAAAGAACAUCUUCUUAAGAGUAAGCAAACAUUACUGGAUCUAUUGUCUACUGUGGAUAAUGCUCAGAUGGGCGACUGCUGUGACUUGACAGCCUGCGUCCCGAUGACAAAGGGCGAAAGCUUUACUUGCAUUGCACCAAAAAUGAAGCUGCGUAAAAGUACUACAUCUAUGGCAAACUCCAAUAAUAGCCAGAGGGAGCCUCUAGAUCAAGUGGCAAAUGUCGAUUCCCAGGGGCUGGCAUGUCUAGAGCAUGAGAUCGGAUACGAUUUUGAGAAUUUACCUGUUUAUCGCGAGAACUUUCACUCACAUCGUCGUCACUCUCACCAUUCACACGACCCAAUUAGCGCCGAUAAUUACAUCAGUGACGACCACGAUUCCAUUGAGAGCUCGAUCAAUAAUGAUUCAAUUGCACAUGCAAAGAGCCACCACCAUCAUCACCACCAUUUGGAAACUCCAUUUUCUAAAUUGCUGUCGAUAGGGUUACAAACUUGCAUUGUCAUUACUCUACACAAAUUUCCAGAAGGUUUCAUCAUCUAUUAUACUAAUCAAUCUUCUGAAGUCUCUAAGGCGUUAGGAUUCUCCAUCUUUUUAAGUUUGAGUAUUCACAAUUUCGUGGAGGGCUUCUCAAUGACACUACCAUUCUAUGCCGCAUUCGAGAAUAAGUUCUUGGCGCUUUUAAUAACAAGUGUGCUUGGCGGUUGCUCACAACCACUAGGCGCGCUGAUUGGGUACUUAAUCUUCAAGGACAGGAAAGGCGACAAUAGCAGUAAACCGCAUAUGGAUGCAUAUCUAAGCAUUACCGCUGGCUUCCUUUUAGUGAUCGGUCUGCAAAUGUUUCAAACAGGUAUUGGUUUUAGUCAAGGACACCAUCACCACGAAGGAGAGGGUGAUAAAGAGAUAAAGGAGAAUCACACUUCAGUCAAUACUUGUUUGAAAUGGUGCUGUAUUGGUGUCUUACUGAUACUGGCUAGUGGUCUUUUUAAAUCCUAG
Messenger RNA from Torulaspora delbrueckii, 1494 nucleotides. RefSeq names its product Zn(2+) transporter ZRT3 (gene ZRT3). The record is from RefSeq and is a predicted model, not a curated record. Gene Ontology annotation, cellular component: membrane. The transcript has a single exon. Gene Ontology annotation, biological process: zinc ion transmembrane transport. Gene Ontology annotation, molecular function: zinc ion transmembrane transporter activity. The coding region runs from base 1 to 1494 and encodes 497 amino acids. Lineage: Eukaryota; Fungi; Ascomycota; Saccharomycetes; Saccharomycetales; Saccharomycetaceae.